Messenger RNA from Emys orbicularis (European pond turtle), 2523 nucleotides. It is a transcript of the gene ZC3H12B, whose product is annotated as zinc finger CCCH-type containing 12B. Bases 7 to 2523 code for a protein of 838 amino acids. The record is from RefSeq and is a predicted model, not a curated record. Gene Ontology annotation, molecular function: mRNA binding; RNA endonuclease activity; metal ion binding. The transcript is spliced from 5 exons. Gene Ontology annotation, cellular component: nucleus; cytoplasmic ribonucleoprotein granule. NCBI's taxonomy places the organism in Eukaryota, Metazoa, Chordata, Testudines, Emydidae.
AACGUGAUGACGGCCUGGUCUAUGGUGGAGAAGUUGAAAAUGGAGAAGAGGCAUUCCAAAGAAGAGAGGAAUGUGGAACAGGAUGCUGGGGACUGCAGUGCUGAAUCUGAGGAAUGGACAAGCUCAGAAAGUGAGCCUGAACAACAAUGCUUCAAGAACAGCUGUAGCAAUAUUCAGUGGAGGGAAAAGGAAAUUUCUACUAAACCACAUAGGCAACUCUGUCGCUCUCCUUGCCUGGAUCGUCCAAGUUUCUCACAGAGCAGUAUCCUUCAGGACUUGAAACUGGAAGAGUGUAAAAUAAACUUGGACAAGGAAUACCAGGCUAAAAUGGAUUUUGCUUUAAAGCUUGGGUAUGCUGGAGAACAGAUCCAGGCAGUGCUGAACAAGUUGGGAGCAGAUGCUCUUAUCAAUGAUAUUUUGGCAGAACUCGUGAGACUUGGCAACAAGGGUGAAUCAGAGGGACAAGGCAGUGUCGGCAGUAGUAGUGGUACUCUGGUGCCCAGGGGUCCUUGCCCAAAGGAAAUGGCCAGCCCUGAACUGUCACUUGAAGAUGAAGUAGUGGAUAACACUGACAACUUAAGACCAAUUGUCAUUGAUGGAAGUAACGUGGCUAUGAGCCAUGGGAAUAAAGAAGAAUUUUCCUGUCGGGGAAUUCAGCUAGCUGUUGAGUGGUUUCUGGAGAAAGGACAUAAAGAUAUCACUGUUUUUGUACCUGCGUGGAGAAAAGAGCAGUCUCGACCUGAUGCACCAAUUACAGAUCAAGAAAUUUUACGUAAAUUGGAGAAAGAAAAAAUUCUUGUCUUCACCCCAUCUCGGCGAGUUCAGGGAAGAAGGGUGGUCUGCUAUGAUGACCGGUUCAUAGUAAAACUGGCUUUUGACUCAGAUGGCAUCAUUGUGUCAAAUGACAAUUAUCGGGAUCUUCAGAAUGAAAAGCCAGAGUGGAAGAAAUUCAUAGAGGAACGCCUGCUAAUGUAUUCUUUUGUGAAUGACAAAUUUAUGCCUCCUGAUGAUCCUUUAGGACGCCAUGGUCCAAGCCUUGAAAAUUUCCUAAGAAAAAGGCCUGUUAUUCCUGAACAUAAAAAACAACCAUGCCCUUAUGGCAAAAAAUGCACCUAUGGACACAAAUGUAAAUAUUACCAUCCAGAACGCGCAAAUCAGCCUCAGAGGUCAGUAGCAGAUGAGCUUCGAAUAAGUGCCAAAUUGUCUGCUGUGAAAACUAUGAGUGAGGGAGCUUUGGCCAAAUGUGGCACAGGAUCAUCCAUUUCCAAAGGAGAAAUCAAUUCUGAAGUGAAACGUAUUGCCCCCAAACGCCAGUCAGACCCAAGCAUUAGAUCAGUUGCUGUGGAACCUGAGGAAAGACUGUCAGUAGCUCGGAAGUCAGAAGCCAACUCUGUCCCUUCUCUUGUUUCUGCAUUAAGUGUACCAACAAUCCCUCCUUCAAAAAGCCAUGCUGUUGGUGCAUUAAAUACUCGUUCUGCAAGCAGCCCUGUACCAGGGUCAUCGCAAUUUAGUCAUCAAAAAUCCUCACUAGAACACAUGGCCAGUGUGCAGUAUCCUCCCAUACUGGUCACCAAUAGCCAUGGCACUUCUGUUAGCUAUACAGACCAGUAUCCCAAAUAUGAAUCUUUAGGAGACCAUGGCUACUAUUCCAUGCUCAGUGAUUUCUCCAAUUUGAGCAUAAGCAGUAUGCGUAACACAGAUUAUUAUGGGGCUGAUGCAGACCAAGGGAUGUACUCUAGAAAUUCAAGCCCCUGUCCUGACAAUCGCUUAAGCCAUACAAGUAAUGAUUCUUAUUCCUCUUAUAAUGAUUUGUAUCUGGGUGUAGCAGAUGCCAGGGCCGAAGACAAUGUGAAGGUCCACAGACUUUCAUCCCAAAAUCGUCUUCAGCCUUUUUCCCAUGGUUACCAUGAAGCCUUAACUAGAGUUCAGAGUUAUGGAACUGAAGAGCCUAAACAACUCCCUCGCAAACAGUCUGUUUCCCAUUUAGCACUGCAUGUCCAGCAUCCAGUUGUUGGAGCACGGUCCAGUUGUCCAGGAGACUACCCAGUGCCUCAGAAUGUUCAUCCAUCAGCCACUGCACAGCCAAGCCGUGCCUUGGUCAUGACAAGAAUGGACAGUAUUUCUGACUCACGGCUUUAUGAAAGUAACCCUAUGCGGCAGAGAAGGCCACCCCUCUGUCGAGAGCAGCAUGCUAGUUGGGAUCCAUUACCAUGUGCUGCUGAUACUUACGCUUACCACUCCUAUCCACUAAGCAACAAUCUCAUGCAACCAUGUUAUGAACCUGUAAUGGUAAGAAGCAUGCCUGAAAAGAUGGAGCAACUCUGGAGGAAUCCCUGGAUUGGGGUAUGUGGAGAGCCACAGGAACAGCAUAUUAUUCCAGAACAUCAGUAUCAGACAUACAAGAAUCUCUGCAAUAUUUUCCCUGCUGGUAUUGUCCUCUCGGUAAUGGAGAAAAAUCCCCAUAUGACAGACGCACAACAGCUGGCAGCUAUGAUUGUUGCCAAAUUGAGAACAGGGCGUUAA